Messenger RNA from Abrus precatorius (Indian licorice), 626 nucleotides. RefSeq lists its product as uncharacterized. Bases 63 to 473 code for a protein of 136 amino acids. Gene Ontology annotation, cellular component: nucleus. Gene Ontology annotation, molecular function: RNA binding. The transcript has 5 exons. Lineage: Eukaryota; Viridiplantae; Streptophyta; Magnoliopsida; Fabales; Fabaceae. The record is from RefSeq and is a predicted model, not a curated record.
UGAAUACUGUGAAGCAGCAAACUGCAAAUUUUUCUAGCUCGGUGUGCGUGAGAGAGAAGGCAAUGGAGACCACAGUGAGUGCUGAGAGCAAGAAGGAGAAAAUUAAUGGCGAGGAAGAGAAAGGGAAGAAGAUCAUCCGAAUUCAGGUUUCCAAAACCAAGAAACCUCUCUUCUUCUACCUCAAACUCGCCAAGAAGUACAUAAAGCAGGGCAAUGACGUCGAGCUUUGUGCAUUGGGCAUGGCUAUUCCAACUGUAGUAAUAAUCUCUGAGAUUUUGAAAAGCAACGGAUGGGCAAUUGACAAAAAUAUCAUGACAUCCACUGUUAAUGCAAAGGAAGACAAGGAAGGUCGAGGGAUUCCAAAAGCUAAGAUUGGGAUUUUGCUGGGAAAGGCUGCAGAUGUGGAUGAAAGUACUGUUGCUGCAUCAUGGGGGAAAGAUGCUGAUAGGAGUAACAGAGUAGUGACAGAGUAAUAUACCUAACCGGAGAUAAUGAAUCUCUUCUGCUUGUAGUAUAUGGAAAUGGAUUAUACAGUUUCAGUACAUGUUCCUCCAUUUCCUUUUCUUUUUUUGUGUCUCGAGAGGUAACAUACACCGCUGACAGUCCUCUGUAAGCAGUUUUGUUCA